Messenger RNA from Plasmodium vivax (malaria parasite P. vivax), 793 nucleotides. Its product is annotated as early transcribed membrane protein (ETRAMP). The record is from RefSeq and is a predicted model, not a curated record. The transcript has a single exon. NCBI's taxonomy places the organism in Eukaryota, Apicomplexa, Aconoidasida, Haemosporida, Plasmodiidae. The coding region runs from base 251 to 778 and encodes 175 amino acids.
GCAUGUUAUAAAAUUGACACAUUAACAAGUAAACAAUUUGACACAUUAACAAGUCAACAAAUUGACACAUUAAGAAGUUAACAAAUUGGCACGUCAACAUUUCGACAAAUUUAUGCUACGAAAAUUGCGCAACUGCUUCGGCAGACGAAGAAAAAGCUCCCUUUUAAUUACGCCUGCAUGUGCAGUAUAUACAUAAAAAUUUUGUAUUCUUUUUUUUGCCAAGUCGUUUUUGUUUUAUUUGUUGCCCCCAAUGAAAAUAACCAAAGUGUACAUUUUUAUCCUUAUUUUACUCUUUCAUAUUUUAUUUGAACCCCAUUUGUGCAAUGAUGUCGUAAAGAUAAGUGAUUCGCAUUUGAUGAAGUCCCCCAUUGAAGAAUUAAAUAAAAAGAAGAAAAAGAAGGUGAUAUAUGCCGUUAUAGGCACACUGUUGGGCAUACUUGCCGUAGCCGCAGGUGGAUUUGGAAUGACUUAUAAAAGGGAGAAGCCUUCCAUAUGGAAAGAUUUAGGCCCGGACGCGCAUGGCAUUUUAAACAGCACAAUUGCACAGGGAAUAUGGAUGGCAAAGAAGAACAUGACUAGGGAUACCACGCCCGUAGAUAAGUUAUUACCGCAGGUGGAUGAAAUAAAAAAUAUAAUAAAAGAGGAAUUGGGAAAUAGAAAGUUGGAUAUUGAUAAAUAUGAUGCAUUACAAAUAGAAGAUUUUUGCAAUUUUUCGCUUUUUAAUAUUAGAGAGUCUAUGAUAUCAUUUCAAAGAAACUUAAGAUUAGGAAAAUUCUAGACCAACCAGUAACAU